Phodopus roborovskii (desert hamster) is the source of this 1786-nucleotide messenger RNA. RefSeq names its product mitochondrial calcium uniporter (gene Mcu). The transcript is spliced from 8 exons. The record is from RefSeq and is a predicted model, not a curated record. NCBI's taxonomy places the organism in Eukaryota, Metazoa, Chordata, Mammalia, Rodentia, Cricetidae. Gene Ontology annotation, biological process: mitochondrial calcium ion homeostasis; calcium import into the mitochondrion. The coding region runs from base 20 to 1015 and encodes 331 amino acids. Gene Ontology annotation, cellular component: mitochondrial inner membrane; uniplex complex. Gene Ontology annotation, molecular function: uniporter activity; calcium channel activity.
CGCCGUUUCCAGUUGAGAGAUGGCGGCCGCCGCAGGUAGAUCGCUCCUGCUGCUGCUCUGCUCCCGGGGCGGCGGCGGGGUCGCCGGAGGCUGCGGGGCGCUGACUGCAGGUUGCUUUCCCGGGCUGCCCGUCAGCCGCCACCGGCAGCACCAGCAGCACCGGACGGCACACCAGAGGCCAGCUUCCUGGCAGAGCGUGGGAGCUGCUUAUUGCAGUACAGUUGUGCCCUCUGAUGAUGUGACGGUGGUUUAUCAAAAUGGGUUACCUGUGAUAUCCGUGAGGCUACCAUCUCGGCGUGAACGCUGCCAAUUCACACUCAAACCUAUCUCUGACUCUGUUGGUGUGUUUUUACGACAACUGCAAGAGGAAGACCGGGGAAUCGACAGAGUUGCAAUCUAUUCACCAGAUGGUGUUCGAGUAGCUGCCUCCACGGGAAUAGACCUCCUCCUCCUAGAUGACUUUAAGCUCGUCAUUAAUGACUUAACAUACCACGUACGGCCACCAAAGAGAGACCUCCUAAGCCAUGAAAACGCAGCAACCCUGAAUGAUGUGAAGACGUUGGUCCAGCAGCUCUACACCACGCUGUGCAUCGAGCAGCAUCAGCUCAAUAAGGAGCGGGAGCUUGUGGAGAGGUUAGAGAACCUUAAGCAGCAGCUGGCCCCCCUAGAGAAGGUACGAAUUGAAAUUAGCAGGAAAGCUGAGAAAAGGACAACUCUGGUGCUAUGGGGUGGCCUCGCCUACAUGGCCACGCAGUUUGGCAUUUUGGCCCGGCUUACCUGGUGGGAAUACUCCUGGGACAUCAUGGAGCCGGUCACCUAUUUCAUCACAUAUGGAAGUGCCAUGGCCAUGUAUGCAUAUUUUGUGAUGACACGCCAGGAAUAUGUUUAUCCAGAAGCCAGAGACAGACAAUACUUAUUAUUUUUCCAUAAAGGAGCCAAAAAGUCACGUUUUGAUCUAGAGAAAUACAAUCAACUCAAGGAUGCAAUUGCUCAGAAAUGGACCUUAAGAGACUGAGAGACCCGCUGCAAAUACAUCUGCCCCUCAGACAGAUCGGAGAAAAGGACUGAUCUGCUCAGAGCGUGAAUCCUGGCAGAAAGCACCUGUUUAUAACUCAUGCCUUUUUAAUCAAAGCAUUGCAGGUGGAAGCAGGGGCCAUGUGGGGGAGAGGGUUCUUACCUUUAAUUCAAAACAAAAGACAAAAAGGAUCUUAGGGAAGAAAGGGACAUUAAAUUCUGAGGAUCAGGCAUGGUGGAAUACAAGUGCAAAGGGCUUAGUGAAUCUUGUCUUAAGCAUCUCCGUUUCCAAAUGAGAAAGGCAAAGUUGUAGCUGAGAGAACAAAGCAAGGGAGAUGUUGGGGUGUUCAUCUCUUGCAUCAUUGCAAGGUCUGCAAAACACUAACACACCAGCACCCCACUCAUAUCUAGUUUUGUUUUUUGUUUUUUAAUUUAAAGUUUCUUAUUUUGACAUAGGAAUAAAUAAACUAUAUAAGAAAGCAAAUCAUUAUGAAUUGUGGUUAGCAGAGUCUGAGCCAGUGAGGUUAGCCUUCAUCUUAAGCUGGACCCAGACUCUGUGAAGUUAGCAAGAAUCUCUUCAUCCUGGGUCCCUUUUCUGACCAGCUACCUACUUAUGUAUACCUGCUGGUUUCACUACUUUUAUCCAAAUAAUCAUAGGAAUCAACUUAUGACUGUUUGAUGCUUGACAGUUGGAUUAUCUUGACAUGAGUUCUCAUGUCUAUCUCCCAGGGCUCUGAAUUGAUGUCUAGAAAUCACUGGCAGUACUGCAUGA